Messenger RNA from Gorilla gorilla gorilla (western lowland gorilla), 1718 nucleotides. It is a transcript of the gene TMEM205, whose product is annotated as transmembrane protein 205. The record is from RefSeq and is a predicted model, not a curated record. The transcript has 2 exons. NCBI's taxonomy places the organism in Eukaryota, Metazoa, Chordata, Mammalia, Primates, Hominidae. The coding region runs from base 19 to 663 and encodes 214 amino acids.
ACCCUCAGCUUGGAUGUCAUGGGUACCUGGGGUGGGGAUGUAAAUAAGAGGGGAACCGGGAAGUGCCCUAACACCCCUGUGGUCCCCAUACCAUGCAGGCUUCCUGCUUUUCCGAAGCCUUCCCCGACAUACCUUCGGACUAGUGCAGAGCAAACUCUUCCCCUUCUACUUCCACAUCUCCAUGGGCUGUGCCUUCAUCAACCUCUGCAUCUUGGCUUCACAGCAUGCUUGGGCUCAGCUCACAUUCUGGGAGGCCAGCCAGCUUUACCUGCUGUUCCUGAGCCUUACGCUGGCCACUGUCAACGCCCGCUGGCUGGAACCCCGCACCACAGCUGCCAUGUGGGCCCUGCAAACCGUGGAGAAGGAGCGAGGCCUGGGUGGGGAGGUACCAGGCAGCCACCAGGGUUCCGAUCCCUACCGCCAGCUGCGAGAGAAGGACCCCAAGUACAGUGCUCUCCGCCAGAAUUUCUUCCGCUACCAUGGGCUGUCCUCUCUUUGCAAUCUGGGCUGCGUCCUGAGCAAUGGGCUCUGUCUCGCUGGCCUUGCCCUGGAAAUAAGGAGCCUCUAGCAUGGGCCCUGCAUGCUAAUAAAUGCUUCUUCAGAAAUGGCUGCUGUCUUUUUUUUUCCCCCAUGAGAAGCAGGGGGAGGGGCAGGCAAGGGUAGAGCCAAGAGCCUCAGUUUCCCCAUUCAUGAAGCAUGAUGGUUUGGAGUGUCAGCCAUUUUAUCCUGUAAGCCUCUCCUAUAAUGAUGCCCAUUUAUUGAGCACCUGCUGUAUACGAGACAUGUUGUUAACCACUGACAUAUCAUGUAUUAUUUGUUUUGUUUUGAGACGGAGUUUCACUCUCGUUGUCCAGGCUGGAGUGCAGUGGUGCGAUCUCAGCUCCCUACAACCUCUGCCUCUGGGUUCAAGCGAUUCUCCUGCCUCAGCCUCCUGAGUAGAUGGGAUUACAGGCAUCCGCCACCAUGCCUGGCUAAUUUUUUGUAUUUUUACUAGAGACAGGGUUUCUCCAUGUUGGUCAGGCUGGUCUUGAACUCCCGACCUCAGGUGAUCCGCCCGCCUUGGCCUCUCAAAGUGCUAGGAUUACAGGCAUGAGUCACGAUGCCUGGCUGUUUUGUCUUUUUUUUUUUUUUUUUGAGACAGAGUCUUGCUCUGUUGCCCAGGCUGGAGUGCAAUGGCGCGACCUUGGCUCACUGCAACCUCCGCCUCCCGGGUUCAAGCGAUUAUUCUGCCUCAGCUUCCUGAGUAGCUGGGAUUACAGACACCUGCCACCACGCCCGUCUAAUUUUUGUUAUUUUUAGUAGAGACAGGGUUUCACCGUGCUGGCCAGGCUGGCCUUGAAUUCCCGACCUGAGGCCAUCUGCUCGCUUCGGCCUCCCAAAGCGCUGGGAUUACAGGUGUGAGCCACCACGCCCAGCCUGUUUUGUCUUGUUUUUGACAGGGUCUUGCUCUGUCACCCAAGCUGGAGUGAAGUGGCGUGAUGAUAGCUCACUGCAGCCUCCAACUCCUGGACUCAAGCAAUCCUCCCACCUCAGCCUCCAAAGUAGCUCGGACUAUGGGCACCAGCCACCAGGCCCAGAUGGUUCUGAUCCUAGAGGAUGAUCAUAUUUCCCACCCUACUGACAUUGGGGGUGGCCAUGUGACUUGCUUUGGCCAAUGAAAUGUGAGCAGAGGUGGCAUGUGUCCCUUCCAAGGAGAAGUAUUACAAAACAGUGCAUAA